AAGAGCAAGAUUGUCCCUUGGCGCCCCCACGUGUGUGUCUGCUGAAAGGUAAACAACAUCAGUUUUUCCAUGCAUUACGCCGAAGAAAAAGCAUUAGCCUGAUACACACUGAACGUUUCCUCCUGCACUGCCCAAGAUUCCUGCAACACUCUCAGAGCCUCCCUUACCAAGAUUAAUAGACCAACACAGGAAGACAUACUGGGCAGAACCUCCCGCAGCCCAGACAUCCCAACUCAGCAGAUCAGCAGUCUUGAGCAACUGGAAUCUCUGGGGCUCUAGAGGCAUGCUUCCAUGGCCUAUCCAGCCCCCUAAAACACUAUAGAAGUCAGUGGCCGUGAAGACUGGUGACUGAACAAACAUUUUCCAUCAUAACCAAGAUGAGUAACGAGGCUGAAGAUGAGAAGACCUUACAGUUCCACGAGAUGGGGCUAGAUGAUAGGAUUUUAGAGGCAAUAGCACGGUUGGGGUGGGAGGAGCCAACACUCAUUCAGGAGAAGGCCAUACCUUAUAUGUUGGAGGGGAAGGACCUUCUAGCACGGGCAAGGACUGGUUCAGGGAAGACAGGAGCAUUUGUGAUCCCGGCAGUACAGAAGAUCCUGGAAAGUAAACGUACUGCAACUGAACAGAGUGUACAGGUUCUUAUUAUGGCACCAAGCAAAGAGCUGUGCAAGCAGAUAAAAAAUAACAUUAGUGAACUGACAGUUUCCUGCAGACGUGAGGUUCGUUAUAUUGAUGUCUCUGCUCAAGUUCCUCUUGAAGCCCAGCGCCCACUUCUUGUUGAUAAACCUGACAUUGUGGUUGGGACCCCCUCAAGAGUAUUGGCCCACAUAACAGCAAACAACCUCAGUGUCCAGGACUCCCUCAAGCUUUUGAUCAUUGAUGAAGCAGAUCUUAUGUUUGCCUUUGACCAUCUGAGUGACAUUCAGGGUGUUCUUGGACAUCUUCCACAAAUCUACCAGUCUUUUGUGACAAGUGCUACGAUGUGGGAUGAUGUGAAGAAGCUGAAAAAAUUAAUACUGAAUAAGCCAGUGAUUCUGAGGCUAGAAGAACCACCUCUACCAACAACUACUCAACUGACUCAGUAUGUUAUAAAGAUGGAGACGAUAGACAAGGUGGUCAUGAUAAAUGUGCUAUUUCGCCUCAGCAUGAUCAGGGGGAAAACAAUUAUAUUUGUCAACAAUGUAGACAAAGGCUACAAGCUGAGAAUGUACCUUGGACAGUUUGGAAUAAAUUCCUGUGUGCUGAACUCGGAGAUGCCUGUUGCCUCUAGGUGCCACAUUGUAGAGCAAUUCAACAGUGGCAAGUAUGACAUCAUCAUUGCCUCAGAUGAACAGAGUCUAGAAGAUCCCAAAGCAAGCAAGAGCAAAGAAAAGAAAGUGUGA
Molecule: messenger RNA, 1382 nt
Organism: Eriocheir sinensis (Chinese mitten crab)
Lineage: Eukaryota; Metazoa; Arthropoda; Malacostraca; Decapoda; Varunidae
Gene: Hlc
Product: probable ATP-dependent RNA helicase DDX56
Exons: 8
Coding region: 378-1382 (334 amino acids)
Cellular component (GO): nucleolus
Molecular function (GO): RNA helicase activity; ATP binding; nucleic acid binding
Source: RefSeq, a predicted model, not a curated record